UGAGGGGCCAGAGAAAUAAAGACUGGAAGGGGGAAAGAGAAAGUAUAGUAGGCUGAAGUGAGUGGGAGGGACUGCAACCCAAAGUUCAGAGCACGCACUCAGAAAGGAUCCUCCCCCUUCUCGUUUCACUUUUUUUUUCUAUUUCUGGGUCAGAGAUAUCUAUCAUGAUGCGCCUUGUAGAUUCAGUCACAAAAGAGAGUUAAGGCCGCAGAACCUUUCUCUCUCCUCCUCUAACAAGGAGAUAUCUCCACAGAAAAGCAUUUUCCCCACUCUACCUCCAAGGUGUCAGAAGAACUGAAAGACAGAACAGGCAAAACAGAAAUCUUCACCAUGUAGCAGAAGCCCCAACCAUCCACACAAAUCGUGCCCUGGAAGUUCUGGACCUCUCUGUAUUUAGAGAAGUUACCUCUAACCUGGCCCUAGAUCUUUUCUUCCAGUGCAGAGGCUGCCUUUGGAAUUUGACAAGGUGUGAUGGAUUUAAUCAGCCUCUCAUGCCAUUUAUUCAGUUUCUUUGUCCCCAUUUUCUUCCUUGAGACAUCCACAAUGGCCUCAGGGAGAUUCUCAGUUAUUGGACCUACAGGACCCAUCCAGGUCUCAGUGGGAGAAGUUGCAGAGUUGCCAUGUUACCUCUACCCAGCACAAAGUGCAGAGCACAUGGAGGUGAUCUGGUUCCAAUCUACUCGGAUAGUUCAUCUCUAUCAAGAUGGGGAAGAUCAAUUUGGAGAACAGGACCCUAAUUACCAAGGGAGAACAGAACUACUGAGAGAUUCUAUCUAUAGUGGGAAUGUCACUCUGAAGAUACGGGAUGUGAGACUCUUGGAUGAAGGAACCUACAGAUGUUAUUUUGAAAAUGGUUUUGAUCAAAAGGAAGCUGAUGUAAUGCUAAAAGUCUCAGGUGAAGAAAUUAAACCGGUAUUGGUUUUCUGGAUGAUCCUCUUCAUUGUAUAUGUAAUUGCUGUCUGGGUACUGACAUUUGGCUUAUUCAUAUGGUUGCUUCUGCGAUACCAAGGAAUGCCCUGGUAUUUUCUAGGGGUUAUGGGACUGAAUGCAGAGGGAACCAAGGGUCACAGUCUUUUCUUGGGAUUGGGGGUUCUUUCAGAACAUCUUACCCAGACCAAUCCCUGGUUAUGGGAAGGAAAUGGUAUCCUGGUUAUAUCUUGGGCAUUUGAAAUUGAAAUUGCCUUGUAUUUCCUGUGGAUCCUGCUACGAUGCCAAGGGUUUUCUCACAAGGAAGAGUCUGACAAACUAGACUGGAUGGACUGGGUGGCCUUUCUGAUCUCACUUUUCCUGCCCUGGAGAAUGACUAUGGCACUUCUUGCCCUGUUCAAAAGACUGUACUACUGACAAAUCAAAGGUUGCUGCCACACAUCUGAGUGAAGUCCCAGGACCAGCACCUAAAACUUCAGUGACUCAGGGAUUCAUCAUGGGACUACACAGGAAGCCUUGAAAAAUGCUCUCUGACUCUGAAGAGACUGGAAAGCCCCUCCCUCUGUGCUUGCUUCCCUGAUGUCAUAUUAAUAAAAUAAUCCUGAGGUACCAUCUCA
This is a messenger RNA of Sarcophilus harrisii (Tasmanian devil), 1544 nucleotides long. Its product is annotated as myelin-oligodendrocyte glycoprotein. Gene Ontology annotation, biological process: T cell receptor signaling pathway; regulation of cytokine production. Lineage: Eukaryota; Metazoa; Chordata; Mammalia; Dasyuromorphia; Dasyuridae. The transcript has 7 exons. Gene Ontology annotation, molecular function: signaling receptor binding. Bases 472 to 1344 code for a protein of 290 amino acids. Gene Ontology annotation, cellular component: external side of plasma membrane. The record is from RefSeq and is a predicted model, not a curated record.